AUGGCGAGAAUUAGGCGCCAAACGCUGCUGUCGUUGAGACAAGAUGAGCUGCGGCAGCUGCUGUAUCGAGCAGCGCUCGCAUGCACUGACGCGUCCUACGUUCAGGAGAAUCCACUCGUAUUUCCCAGCCAGCGCCAGCGCACACUGCUCUUCAGAAUGGGGGCUGACAGGGGUCGUGUGGAAGCCGGCUUCAACAGCAGGCAGGAAUUGCAGCAGUUCUUCGACGAGACUCGAGAACACCUGAUACAAUUCAAAGCUGCUCACCGGCCAGGAACCGGCAUCGCACACGGUAUCAUCCGAGAGGUUCUUCGCACCUGGGCCCCACCGGGACACAAGCUCCAGACGCUACGCGAGCAACAUUAUGCAGUCCUUCUGGGCCCCUGCAACAUGACCAUUUGGGUCCUCCGCCAGCUGCUGGACGUGUACGGCGUGUCCGGCGCCUGCCUCCAGAGGAUCCGCGAGCAGUCAAGGGCAGAACGACUACUGGAACAUCUGCGCACGCUCCCAAACAACUCCCCCACCGAGGUGCUCGGGCGCCGACAGGCCGCGCGGAUUGCCGCCAGCCGCAACGAUCCCGCCGUGCGCGCGCGGAUUGCUGCUGCCCUCGACCGUCAGACGGCCGCCAUCACCGAGCUGGUCGAGUUCUUGAACUAG
Molecule: messenger RNA, 654 nt
Organism: Klebsormidium nitens
Lineage: Eukaryota; Viridiplantae; Streptophyta; Klebsormidiophyceae; Klebsormidiales; Klebsormidiaceae
Source: the annotation of a GenBank genome assembly